Molecule: messenger RNA, 1851 nt
Organism: Homalodisca vitripennis (glassy-winged sharpshooter)
Lineage: Eukaryota; Metazoa; Arthropoda; Insecta; Hemiptera; Cicadellidae
Exons: 7
Coding region: 1-1851 (616 amino acids)
Source: RefSeq, a predicted model, not a curated record
AUGCAGGCUUCGGUGAUGGACGUGGAACCUGCGAAGGUUCCCAGGCGUAAGGAACGCAUAAAUUCGUUAACGGGUAUUUUCCUAAAGUCGGUUUACUUUUUAGGUAGCGAUCUAUCAAAGUGUGUAAUUGUGGGGUUGUUUAAAGACAGAGGCGAUUCUCUCGGGGUGCUAUUCCAUGGUAAGAAGGGGAGCGUUUACUGGUCGCACGAUGUAUUUAAUCAGUUUGCUCCGAAUUUCAACUGUAUCACUCAGGCUUUGGAGACCUCGCAGAGGUUGAAUAUCAAGGUGGACAGUGGGGAGGAUGUCAGGGUUUCGAACGUCUUUGGUCAAAUGCAUGCGUAUCUCUAUGACGGGGAACGUUCUUUAACGCUUAACAAGACCGAGUGGGUUCAGUUCGUUAACAACCUCCCGUCGGUCUACAUCGCACUACGGGAUCUCUUUUCCAUCGAGGUGUCAGCUAAGAGUGUUGUUCGGUGUCUGCUGGCUGGCGAGAAGGAGGAGGAGGACGUGGAGUAUAACGACAUCCCUAGUCCCGAGUUUGUUGUGGUCAGUCAUCUGUUUCGCUCACACAUAGUGUUCAAACCCCCGUACAGCGUAACCGAAUUAGAUUCAAAAGCGGCUAGAACCGCCCGUUGUUGCAGGCACCUUGUGUUGGCGUUAUCCGUGGGAGUUAUGACUGUGUCUACGGCCUUGAUAGCGAUUCUCUGCCGAGCACGCCUGCCUCCCGGAGUCGGCUACACUCCCUUGCUGCUACUGGUGGGCCUUCUUCUCGUUGCAGCACCCCUCGUUGCUGGUGACGACGACGGACCGCCUCCGCGGAAAGCCCCUCGAUUGGUGGGCAACGACGAUGACCCCCGGCCCGAUCCCCACCCCGAGGUCCAGGACUCCCCAUUGUCGCCUGACCCUGAUGACAGUGUGGAGGAGUAUGACUCGGAUGCCACCGUGGAGAACCUGAUACCCGGUUCUCCUGACCCGUGGGCUUUUGGACCGAGGCCGAGGCAGAGGCCUCUCAAUGAUACAGCGGUUGAGGACCUUCUGCUGGGACCCUGGGAAGUGUUGGAGGCUGCCAUCACGGGUAUACCUCUACCACCGUCUCCAUCACCGCCCCGGGCCGCAGCCCGCAGGCUCCCUCUCCAGAUGAUGCCGCUUCCUCAGCCGCGGCGACUUCCGAGGAUAAGUAUCGCCCCGGCCCAGCCCCCCUCGACGUCCCGGUCCUCUGGUGGGUCCAAUGUAGCGACCGUCGCCCCGGCCCUCUCGACGUCCCGGUCCUCUGCUGGGCCCAAUGUCGACUCGACCCAACCCUCUACCUCAACGGGUCGAACCGGCGCUUGUAGAAGGCCUCCUACAGCUGCAUCAGGAGUAGAUGUGGCACGGCAGAGGUUACGGGAACUGGUGCUGGACCAUUUCCUUCAAGUAUUUGUUUCGCCGGCGCACGCUCCCGUGGCGUGCACUGUGGGAGCGUUGGUUGCGAUGUCCACCCUGAGGGCCGAGCUCAGGGAUAUGCUCUGGCUCGUCGACCAUCUUCUCGACGAGACGCCCCGUGACCAGAGCCUCGUGAUAGCGUACGCGCUUUGGAGGGAAGUGCGCUCGUCGUUGGAGGGUCUGCUCAUCGGCAUCGGCGAGAGCAUGGAGUCGGCGGCCUCGAGGGAUCCCUACGACAUCGACCCUGAGGAACCGGAACCGUCGCCCCCGGCUAGGCACGUUCGCUGCUGUGUCUCUAUGGACAGAUUGCCGACGGUAGGGUUGAGGCCUUGUGGACACACUCUGUGCCCACAAUGUGCCCAUAGGCUCUUACGUUGUCCAAUCUGUCGGGUGAUCAUCCACGGGAGGAUGCCAUUGUUUUUUUCUUAA